Molecule: messenger RNA, 6307 nt
Organism: Monodelphis domestica (gray short-tailed opossum)
Lineage: Eukaryota; Metazoa; Chordata; Mammalia; Didelphimorphia; Didelphidae
Gene: SF3B1
Product: splicing factor 3b subunit 1
Biological process (GO): spliceosomal complex assembly
Molecular function (GO): mRNA binding
Source: RefSeq, a predicted model, not a curated record
CCCCUUUGGCGUCUGCGCAGAAGCUUCGGCUCCCCUCCCCCUCCGCUAUUUUUCUCGGUGGCGGCGGCCACGAGCGGAAGUUCUUGGACGUACCAGUUCCGUCUGUGUGUUCGAGUGGACAAAAUGGCGAAGAUCGCCAAAACUCACGAAGAUAUUGAAGCACAGAUUCGAGAAAUCCAAGGGAAGAAGGCAGCUCUUGAUGAAGCUCAAGGAGUGGGCCUUGAUUCUACAGGUUAUUAUGACCAAGAAAUUUAUGGUGGUAAUGACAGCAGAUUUGCUGGCUAUGUGACAUCUAUCGCAGCAACUGAAUUAGAAGAUGAUGAUGAUGACUAUUCCUCAUCCACAAGCCUGCUUGGCCAGAAGAAAUCAGGAUAUCAACCCACAGUGGCAUUGCUUAAUGACAUACCACAGUCAACAGAACAGUAUGACCCAUUUGCUGAACAUCGCCCUCCAAAGAUUGCAGACCGCGAAGAUGAAUAUAAAAAGCACAGGCGAACUAUGAUAAUUUCUCCAGAGCGUCUUGAUCCUUUUGCAGAUGGAGGCAAGACACCUGAUCCUAAAAUGAAUGCUAGGACAUACAUGGAUGUUAUGCGAGAACAGCAUUUGACUAAAGAAGAGAGGGAAAUUAGGCAACAGCUAGCGGAAAAAGCUAAAGCUGGAGAACUUAAAGUUGUCAAUGGUGCAUCAUCCCAGCCUCCAUCAAAACGCAAAAGGCGUUGGGAUCAGACAGCUGAUCAGACUCCUGGUGCAACUCCAAAAAAGCUCUCAAACUGGGAUCAAGCAGAGACUCCUGGGCAUACACCUUCUUUGAGGUGGGAUGAGACACCUGGUCGUGCAAAGGGUAGUGAGACACCUGGAGCAACACCUGGCUCAAAAAUAUGGGAUCCUACUCCUAGCCAUACUCCAGCAGGAGCUGCCACUCCUGGACGUGGUGAUACACCUGGUCAUGCAACACCAGGCCAUGGAGGUGCAACUUCAAGUGCACGUAAAAACAGAUGGGAUGAGACUCCUAAAACUGAGAGAGAUACUCCUGGUCAUGGAAGUGGUUGGGCUGAGACUCCUCGUACAGAUCGUGGUGGAGAUUCAAUUGGUGAAACACCAACUCCUGGAGCAAGCAAAAGAAAGUCACGUUGGGAUGAAACACCAGCUAGUCAGAUGGGUGGGAGCACUCCUGUUCUGACUCCUGGUAAAACACCAAUUGGCACACCUGCUAUGAACAUGGCAACACCCACUCCAGGUCACAUAAUGAGCAUGACUCCUGAACAACUUCAGGCAUGGAGAUGGGAGAGAGAAAUUGAUGAAAGAAAUCGUCCUCUUUCUGAUGAAGAGCUGGAUGCUAUGUUCCCAGAAGGAUAUAAGGUACUGCCUCCUCCAGCUGGCUAUGUUCCUAUUCGUACUCCAGCUCGAAAGCUUACAGCAACUCCUACACCUUUAGGUGGCAUGACUGGAUUCCACAUGCAAACUGAAGAUAGGACUAUGAAAAGUGUUAAUGACCAACCAUCUGGAAAUCUUCCAUUUUUAAAACCUGAUGAUAUUCAAUACUUUGAUAAACUGUUGGUGGAUGUAGAUGAAUCAACACUUAGUCCAGAAGAACAAAAAGAGAGAAAAAUAAUGAAAUUGCUUUUAAAAAUCAAGAAUGGUACACCUCCAAUGAGAAAGGCUGCAUUGCGUCAAAUCACUGACAAAGCACGUGAAUUUGGAGCUGGGCCUUUGUUUAAUCAGAUUCUUCCAUUGCUGAUGUCUCCAACACUUGAAGAUCAAGAGCGUCAUUUGCUUGUAAAAGUUAUUGAUAGAAUUUUGUACAAGCUGGAUGAUUUGGUUCGACCAUAUGUGCAUAAGAUCCUUGUGGUUAUUGAACCACUAUUGAUUGAUGAAGAUUACUAUGCCAGAGUGGAAGGCAGGGAAAUAAUUUCAAAUUUGGCCAAGGCUGCUGGCCUAGCGACCAUGAUUUCCACUAUGAGACCUGAUAUUGAUAAUAUGGAUGAAUAUGUCCGUAACACAACAGCUCGAGCUUUUGCUGUUGUUGCCUCUGCCUUGGGCAUUCCUUCUCUGUUGCCCUUCUUGAAAGCUGUGUGUAAGAGCAAGAAAUCCUGGCAGGCGAGGCAUACUGGUAUUAAGAUUGUGCAGCAAAUUGCUAUUCUUAUGGGUUGUGCUAUCCUCCCUCACCUCAGAAGUUUAGUUGAAAUCAUUGAGCAUGGUCUUGUGGAUGAACAACAGAAAGUCCGGACCAUUAGUGCUUUGGCUAUUGCUGCUCUGGCUGAAGCAGCUACUCCUUAUGGCAUUGAAUCUUUUGAUUCUGUGUUAAAGCCUCUGUGGAAAGGUAUCCGCCAGCACAGAGGAAAGGGCUUGGCUGCUUUCUUGAAAGCUAUUGGAUACCUUAUUCCUCUUAUGGAUGCAGAAUAUGCAAACUACUAUACUAGAGAAGUCAUGUUAAUCCUUAUCAGAGAAUUCCAGUCUCCUGAUGAAGAAAUGAAAAAAAUUGUGUUGAAGGUGGUAAAGCAGUGCUGUGGGACAGAUGGUGUAGAAGCAAAUUACAUCAAAACGGAGAUUCUUCCUCCAUUUUUCAAACAUUUUUGGCAACACAGAAUGGCUUUGGACCGAAGAAAUUACAGACAGUUAGUAGAUACCACAGUGGAAUUGGCAAACAAAGUAGGUGCAGCAGAAAUUAUUUCCCGGAUUGUGGAUGAUCUGAAAGAUGAGGCUGAACAGUACAGGAAGAUGGUUAUGGAAACUAUUGAGAAAAUAAUGGGCAACUUGGGUGCAGCAGAUAUAGAUCACAAACUUGAAGAGCAACUUAUUGAUGGCAUCCUUUAUGCCUUUCAGGAACAAACCACAGAGGACUCAGUGAUGUUGAAUGGUUUUGGCACAGUGGUCAAUGCCCUUGGCAAAAGAGUCAAACCAUACUUGCCCCAGAUUUGUGGUACAGUUUUGUGGCGUUUGAACAACAAAUCAGCCAAAGUUAGACAACAGGCUGCUGACCUCAUCUCUCGUACUGCUGUUGUUAUGAAAACUUGUCAGGAGGAAAAAUUGAUGGGACAUUUGGGUGUUGUCUUGUAUGAAUACUUGGGUGAAGAGUACCCUGAAGUGUUGGGAAGCAUCCUGGGAGCACUGAAGGCCAUUGUGAAUGUAAUAGGUAUGCACAAGAUGACUCCACCAAUUAAGGACUUACUGCCAAGGCUUACACCUAUCUUAAAGAACAGACAUGAGAAAGUACAAGAAAACUGUAUUGAUCUUGUUGGACGUAUUGCUGACAGGGGAGCAGAAUAUGUCUCUGCAAGAGAAUGGAUGAGAAUUUGCUUUGAACUUCUAGAAUUGUUAAAAGCUCAUAAAAAAGCUAUCCGGAGAGCCACAGUCAACACAUUUGGUUAUAUUGCAAAAGCCAUUGGACCACAUGAUGUGUUGGCCACACUGCUAAACAACCUCAAAGUUCAAGAAAGACAGAACCGAGUAUGUACUACAGUUGCCAUAGCUAUUGUAGCAGAGACAUGUUCACCCUUCACAGUCCUGCCUGCACUAAUGAAUGAAUAUCGAGUUCCUGAACUGAAUGUUCAAAAUGGUGUUUUAAAAUCACUUUCUUUCUUGUUUGAAUACAUUGGAGAAAUGGGAAAAGACUAUAUUUAUGCUGUCACACCAUUACUUGAAGAUGCUUUGAUGGACAGAGAUCUUGUACAUAGACAGACUGCUAGUGCAGUGGUGCAGCACAUGUCUCUUGGGGUUUAUGGAUUUGGUUGUGAAGAUUCUCUUAAUCAUUUGUUGAAUUAUGUAUGGCCUAAUGUAUUUGAGACAUCUCCCCAUGUUAUUCAAGCAGUUAUGGGAGCCCUGGAAGGCCUAAGAGUUGCUAUUGGACCAUGUAGAAUGUUGCAAUACUGUUUGCAGGGUUUGUUUCACCCAGCCAGAAAAGUCAGAGAUGUAUACUGGAAGAUUUACAAUUCUAUCUACAUUGGUUCACAGGAUGCACUCAUAGCACAUUAUCCCAGGAUCUACAAUGAUGAAAAAAACACCUAUAUUCGUUAUGAACUUGACUAUAUCUUAUAAUUUUAUUUGUUUGUUUUUGUGUUUAAUGCACAGCUGUUCCACACCUUAAACUUGCUUCAAUUCGGUGAUGUAAAAUUUUAAACAUUGCAGAUCAGCGUAGAACUGGUCAUAGAAGAAGAGCUAGAAAUCCAGUAGCAUGAUUUUUAAAUAACCUGUCUUUGUUUUUGAUGUUAAACAGUAAAUGCCAGUAGUGACCAAGGACACAGUGAUUACACACAAUUUACUGGAGGGAUUUCAUUUUGAAUUCAUCUUUAUGAAGAUUUAGAUUUCAUUCCUUGUGUUUAAAGGGGAUGUUUAUUUGAAAAAUAAACAUUUGUGUACAAAAUGCUAAUUUGUGUGUGUUUUUUGAACAUGGAGACUUGUAAAAUGAGGAACUUUAAGUGUUGGUUUGUGUAGGUUGAGUGGCAUAAUUUAACUUGUCACCUAAAUUUUAUUUUAAAAGGCAAGAAAAAUGCACAUUUCUCUUAAGUGUGACAAAUGUGUUUGUCAAAAGUGAUACAAUCCCAUUGUUUCCCCCUUAUUUCAGGGUAAGAAAGCUUUGGGAGUUACUCUUGACUCUGAAAAUAGCAUAACCAUUCCACCAUGAAGGUUCAUUCAUUGUCACCACAGAAAGAGCACCUUUACUGAUUUGUCUUGAAUAACAUUUUGCACUUACAUAGCGCCUUUCAUCUCUUAAUGAUCUCAAAAUGCUUUUAUAGACAAGCAUUGUUAAAACAAAUGUUGAAAGUUGUAUCCAACUUUUGAUAACAAAUAACCAAUUUACUGUAGGAAAACCUGACUAAAUUUUUAAGGGUAUCUUCUACUGCAAAGUAUUUUUAUCUAUUGUGAGGGAGAUAAUCUUCAAAUAACUGAAAUAAUAAAAGAGAAAGUUUUCAGUCUCCCAAGUGUGACAGAGUCAGAUAUCUAUUUGAUCAUUCUUGAUUCAAUAUUAUAGAUACCAAUGAAAUCAGUUUUUUCUGCUUCACAUUUGUUUUGCAUUAGGCACUUAUUAGCUAAUGAAUGAAUUUUCAAAUUUCAAGCCGGACUGAAAUAUACACCAUUUUUGGAGGGGACCAGCACUAAAUAAGUGCCAUUCUCUAAUAAGCAAUAUUUUAGAAAAGGUUGUUCUCUACCUCCCCCUAUAGCUUCUCUGCUCUUGCGUUUUUGUGGUCCAGCAUCCCUCAUUUAAGGUUUUGGCUUUACCCAUGGCUUUUUUGCCCUUAUGUUAGUAUUUAGGUAAGUAUGAGAUAUAGUGGGAGAGAAAAUGCUCAUGGCACUGUAAGGCAAUAUUUUUCCCACUUUGUCUAAUACUAGCCACUUAGUAUACUAGCUUUUUGAAAUGUGUUUUGUUAGCUUUAGAAGAGAGAAGUAUGGCAAUAGUAUUAAGUUUACUUCUACAGAAUUGCUAUUUGGGCAGUAAAAUUUGAACUGUGGUUGUCAUGCAUGGAAUAGUUUCUGGCAGUGACCCAUUAAUAUAUGUUACAUGACUCUUCCCUACCUCCCACCAUCCCCACACUCAGUUAUGUAUGUUCUGAAAUGAUCUUCACAUACUUCUUGUAGCAAAUAUUGAUAAUAGUAGGUAGAAAUGGCAUAAUUGUUAAAAUCAUGCUAUUAAUAAUGGCUGGUGUCAAAUUAGCAUCAAAAUUGAUCAUGAGACUUGAAGAAAAGAUUACAAAGCCAAUUUGGAAUAUGCUAGGUUUUGCGUGCAAUAUGUUCUUUUCAACUGUGGCAGAAUUUGAAAAUAUAAUUCAAGUACUCCUCAUGUACCUACUAUGUGCUGAGCACCUUGCUACAUACGUGAAAGUAUCUAUGCAUUUGUUGUGGCAAAAUAGAGCACAGGAGACUACUACACCAUAAGUGACUUUAUAAAUGCAGAGAAUUUGUGGGCACAGACAGGGGAAGUCCUAAAGGAUGCAAUCUUAAACAUCUGGACCAAACAAAGGCUCAAGAGUUCCUUAAGAGUUAAACUAUUGUUUUGUAUGCUUAUUAUUGAACAAGAAAAGCAUUUUGUGAAAGUGAAAGACGCUAUGUGAAGUUAAAUUCUCUUCUCCAAACUUCUUUCCCACUUUGUUUUGAUGUUCCUAAAGCUAAACUUAAACAAGGGCAGAAAUUAAUGUAAUGGGGAAAGUGGGUGGGUUCUUUUCUGCACUUUUGUUGGUUCCUUUGUGGGCCUUUGCCCUCUCAAUUAAUCUCUUUGGCUGUUCAAUUUUUUCUUAUUGUAUUUUUAAAAUUUGUUGUAUAGUACCCUGUGACCAUCAGGCACCAUCAGAUAAAUAAAACUUAUUAUAUCUAA